This is a messenger RNA of Heteronotia binoei (common prickly gecko), 3539 nucleotides long. It is a transcript of the gene E2F2, whose product is annotated as E2F transcription factor 2. The record is from RefSeq and is a predicted model, not a curated record. Bases 1117 to 2406 code for a protein of 429 amino acids. Gene Ontology annotation, molecular function: DNA-binding transcription factor activity, RNA polymerase II-specific; protein dimerization activity; RNA polymerase II cis-regulatory region sequence-specific DNA binding. The transcript has 7 exons. Gene Ontology annotation, biological process: regulation of transcription by RNA polymerase II. NCBI's taxonomy places the organism in Eukaryota, Metazoa, Chordata, Lepidosauria, Squamata, Gekkonidae. Gene Ontology annotation, cellular component: RNA polymerase II transcription regulator complex.
UAGUUUGGCGCUUAAAAAAAAAAAAAAGAAAAGGGGGAAGAAGAAGGGGAAGAGAAAGGGCUGCGCGGCCGGCCGGCGGGGCUCCCCUUCGCCCAAUCCGGAUCCAUCCUGGCUCCAACCGGCCUUGGCGCUGCCCGGAAAGCUUGCAGCGGGUCAGCCGGGAGCCCCAAGAAGCGGCAGGCGCCAGCAUUGCGAGGCGGAGAGCUCCAGGGAAGGCACCGGGGCCCCGAGAGGAUCCAAGGCCCGAGCUGGGUGCUCGGAAGCCUCUAACGGGGGGUUCUGGCGAGCCCUUCGCCCCUGGCAGCUGGAGCACGGCCGGGUUUGAGAUCCGGUGGGGUUGCUUGGGCCCACCCCGGCUUUUGUCCGCAAUCCUCCCGGCUGCACUUUCUCAGCCACAAAAGCCACGGGGGAGGGGAUGGGGCCAGGCGGUUUGUAAAGCUCGCCUCUCCGCUCCGGCACCUAAUUAACUUGGGGUGGGGGAAAAGAGUUGCAAUAUUUGCAAGAUAUAGAUAUAUAUAUUGCAAUAUUUAUAUAUAUUGCAAUAUUUGCAAGAUAUAUAUAUAUAUUGCAAUAUUUGCAAGAUAUAUAUAUAUUGCAAUAUUUGCAAGAUAUAUAUUUAUAUAUAUAUAUAUAAAUAAAUUGAUAAAUGUAUAUAAAUAUAAAUUGGUGCUCUGGUGUCUUUUAGAGCCCCUGACCCUUUCUGCUUUGUGUGUGUGUGUGUGUUUUGGGGCUGGCCUUUUCUUUAAAUGAACGUGGGCCGUUAAGCGGCUUGGGAGGAAAAUUUAAAAAAAAAAAGACACCCCAGGUCUGGCUGCCCUAUGGCUCCCUCAUUUCGGAAAAAAAAGGACUCGGGGAACUUACUUCGAUGAAAAGAGGGACGGGGGCUGUGUGCCAGCCGUUGCUUUCCCACAAGCCCCCUCCCUCCCCCAAAUUGCAUUGGCUUGCUAAAGAUGAAUUAGGCAUUUACAAAGACAAUUGCAUUGGGGGGUUUAUUCCUCGAUUCAGGCCUAUGGCAGUUUUAAAUGGGUUUCCCAGGCUACCUCUCAAGAACGAUCCCCGGCUGGUUUUGAAGCCCUCUGCUCCGCCCUGUGCCCUGUGCCCUUUUUAACCCUGGCCAUGCUGAGGAUCCCCAAAGCAGGGCCUUCUGCCCCAGGAAGAGGUGGACUCUCCAUUGCUCCCCCGCUCCAGCAAAAGAAAGCCAUAUCCGGGAUCACAUCUGCUGAUCUGACAGCCUCUAACCUUAACAGUCCUCAGAUGCGGGCUCUUCCGGCUACCUAUUUCACCCAGGUGUACCCCCAGACGGCUGUGGUAGCUCCGCUACCCAGGGGUAGUUGCUUGUAUGCUACCCCCCAUGGACCUGAAAUCAAAACCAUGCGAUCUGCCUCAACUGGAAAAUUACCGGCCAAGAGGAAGCUGGAUCUGGAAGGGAUGGGUCAGCAGUAUAUCCCAGAGUUUCGAACCCCAAAGGGCAAGGGAAGAACACUGCCCCACAUCCCAAGUCCAAAAACCCCUAAAUCGCCUGGAGAGAAGACCCGCUAUGACACAUCGCUGGGCCUGCUGACAAAGAAGUUCAUUCACUUGCUCAGUGAGUCGGAGGACGGAGUGCUGGACCUGAACAGAGCUGCAGAGGUUUUGGACGUCCAGAAGCGGCGCAUCUAUGACAUCACCAAUGUCUUGGAAGGGAUUCAGCUUAUUCGGAAGAAAUCCAAGAACAACAUACAGUGGAUGGGGACGGGGAUCUUUGAGGACUCCUCUGUGGCAGCGAGACAGCAGGCAUUGCGGCAGGAGCAAGGAGAGCUUUCCAAGACUGAGAGGAUGCUGGACAGGCUCAUCCAGGAGUGCACACUUCAGCUGAAGCACCUGACGGAAGACGAAACCAAUCAGAGGUUAGCUUAUGUAACGUAUCAGGACAUCCGCACUAUCAGCAACUUUAACGAGCAGACGGUAAUUGUGGUCCGAGCCCCACCAGAGACUCGGCUGGAAGUGCCCGAUCUUUGUGAGGAAAAUGUUCAGCUUCACCUGAAAAGCAGCAAUGGCCCUAUUGAGGUGUACCUGUGCCCCGAGGAAGUCCUGGAGGACAGCCCGGCUGAAGAUAGUGGCUUCCCAGCUCUGACACACCAAGACAGCGGCCACAGUUCCAAUCCUCUGACAUUGAAAGCAGAACCUGUGAAGACGGAGCUGCCGAGCUGCCUCAUGGAAGGGGAGGAUGGCUUCCUGGAACUGCCCCAGCAUCUCUUGCAGCAGACGGAAGACCAGCUCCCCUCUGCUUCCUAUGGCGACACUGGCCCGUUUGUCAGUUUCUCCCCCCCUCUUGACCAAGAUGACUACCUGUGGGGAUUAGAGGAGGGCGAGGGGGUGAGCGACUUAUUUGAGGCCUACGACUUGGGCGACCUGCUAAAAAACUGAACUGGGAUUCCUAGUCCUUUCUUUGUUUCGGUUUAUGGUGCUAAUGUUUCCUCUCUCCUCCUCCGAUGCCUUAGGGCUUUUCUCGGAGGUGUCGGGUAGAAGGAGGUCUCACAAGCAGCUUUCUGAGUCUCAAGGAUAUCUUUGUCCACCUCAUCCCUUUUCCAGAACCAUCCAGGACUUUGUGAGUCCUUUGGUGCCAGGUGGCAAAGAGCGGGUUACCCUCGGGUACCCACUUGCUCUGGACUUUCUCCUUCAAGGUUCUCUUAGAAGCACUCUGCACAGUUGGAUGCUUACUCCUCUCUUCUUCUCCUCGUGUGUGCAGCAAGGAAAUACUGAAGCAGCCAUGCCUUUAUAGGAAGCAAGAUGUAUCGUUGGUUCGCGUGGAUUUCAUAUUCUGGUGGAAAGAGCUGGACUGGGGUACUGCCAGUCGUAGGUGGAGUAGUGCAUGACAAAGGAAGUGUGCCACCCAGCAAAUGGUGGUCUCAUCUUGUCCCCCGCGCCCCAUUAUUGGUCCUGUAGUCAGGUGAUUAAUAACGGGUUGGCUGUGGCAUCUGUCUCACACUGGGAAGCUUAACAGUGGCAUGACAUUUCUGAGCUUCUUGGCAACGGGUGUUUAGAACUGCUUUAGUUACGGUCCCGCUUUCUGCAGCCUCGAGUUCUUCCCAGAUAGUUUGGAAUCCUGGCGUGUAACACGAUAUUCCAAACAUAUCCUGUAUUUGAGCUGCAAGUGAGCGGGUGCCGAACUAACUGCAUAUUAGGGCGAUAGAGAAAAUUUUUACUUAGGGAGCAAGCAAAGUGAGCUAGGGCCUUUUGGGGUGCUCCCCCGCUUUUCUGUUGAAUAACUAAAUAAGCUGGAUAUGUGCCUUGCCGAGAUCUGUAUGAAGGAAUCACACUGCGUUGCUUGCAAGGGCGUUUGAGCUGAUUUCCCCCCUCUUCGUAAAAGGAUGACCAGUGGGCAUUUCCAUCCUGGCUGCUUCUUCCCAACAAUGAAGUCCUGUUGACUGUUCAGACUCAUCCUAAGCAGAGUCACACCCUUCUAAGGGAAUCAACUUCGGUGGAUUUAGAAAGUGCAACUUUGCAAUGUAAACCCUUCUAUUCUAAAUGUAGUAAGUGUCCUUCCCCCCCGCUCCCCA